UGGGAGGUUUACACCUCAAGGUCGUUGCCGGACAAUUUUUUGAUUGACAGUUCGUUACUUUUGUUUUCCACACAACGUUUCUCGGAUGUGCGUUUGAUGUCGACAGCUAGGGAAUUAAAAGAAUCCCCAGUAGCCUCAGCUCAAGCUUAUGUCUUACUGUUUAAUACUGAGGAUAGAAAAUGGUUACCUAGUGGUGGGACAAGAGCACUGUCUUGGAUUCAAAUACUUCAACAGAAUGGUUUAGAUGCUUUUCGUAUUGUCGGUUGGCGUCAACCAGAUAAUCAAGUAAGCAUUGCUGUUUUGUUUCUUUGUUUAUGUGUGUGUCAAAGUGAUACACAUUAA
Trichobilharzia szidati is the source of this 342-nucleotide messenger RNA. The record is from the annotation of a GenBank genome assembly. NCBI's taxonomy places the organism in Eukaryota, Metazoa, Platyhelminthes, Trematoda, Strigeidida, Schistosomatidae.